Molecule: messenger RNA, 2076 nt
Organism: Eptesicus fuscus (big brown bat)
Lineage: Eukaryota; Metazoa; Chordata; Mammalia; Chiroptera; Vespertilionidae
Gene: SUCLA2
Product: succinate-CoA ligase ADP-forming subunit beta
Exons: 11
Coding region: 50-1441 (463 amino acids)
Biological process (GO): tricarboxylic acid cycle; succinyl-CoA metabolic process
Cellular component (GO): mitochondrion; succinate-CoA ligase complex
Molecular function (GO): ATP binding; succinate-CoA ligase (ADP-forming) activity; metal ion binding
Source: RefSeq, a predicted model, not a curated record
GCCUAGCUGCGCCUGCGCAGGCGCCGAGGGGUCGGGGCUGGACGCAGAAAUGGCGGCCUCCAUCUUCUCCAGCCGGCUGUUGGCCGCCGCCACCCUUAGGAGCCACCCGCCCCGGACGGCGCUGCGGGCCGCCGCCCAGGUUCUGGGAAGUUCUGGAUUGUUUAACAACCAUGGAUUCCAAGUACAACAACAACAACAAAGGAAUCUCUCACUACAUGAAUACAUGAGUAUGGAAUUGUUGCAAGAAGCUGGAGUCGCCAUUCCCAAAGGACACGUGGCUAAGUCACCAGAUGAAGCUUAUGCAAUUGCCAAAAAAUUAGGUUCAAAAGAUGUUGUGAUAAAGGCACAGGUUUUAGCUGGUGGUAGAGGAAAAGGAACAUUUGAAAGUGGUCUCAAAGGAGGAGUGAAGAUCGUUUUCUCUCCAGAAGAAGCAAAAGCUGUUUCCUCACAAAUGAUUGGGAAAAAGUUGUUUACCAAGCAAACAGGAGAAAAGGGCAGAAUUUGCAAUCAAGUGUUGGUUUGUGAGCGAAGAUAUCCCAGGAGAGAAUAUUACUUUGCAAUAACAAUGGAAAGGUCAUUUCAAGGUCCUGUAUUAAUAGGAAGUUCUCAAGGUGGUGUCAACAUUGAAGAUGUUGCUGCAGAGACUCCUGAAGCCAUAGUUAAAGAACCUAUUGAUAUUGUAGAAGGCAUCAAAAAGGAACAAGCUGUCCGGCUUGCACAGAAGAUGGGAUUUCCACCUAAUGUUGUGGAUUCUGCAGCAGAAAACAUGGUCAAGCUUUACAACCUUUUUCUGAAAUAUGAUGCAACCAUGGUAGAAAUAAAUCCUAUGGUAGAGGAUUCAGAUGGAGCUGUGCUGUGUAUGGAUGCGAAGAUCAAUUUUGAUUCUAAUUCAGCUUAUCGCCAGAAGAAAAUCUUUGAUCUCCAGGACUGGACUCAGGAAGAUGAAAGGGACAAAGAUGCAGCUAAGGCAGAUAUCAACUACAUUGGCCUAGAUGGGAAUAUAGGCUGUCUAGUAAACGGUGCUGGUUUGGCUAUGGCCACAAUGGAUAUAAUAAAACUUCAUGGAGGGACUCCAGCCAACUUUCUUGAUGUUGGUGGUGGUGCCACAGUCCAUCAAGUAACAGAAGCAUUUAAGCUUAUCACUUCAGAUAAAAAGGUAUUGGCUAUUUUGGUCAACAUUUUUGGAGGAAUCAUGAGGUGUGAUGUUAUUGCACAGGGUAUAGUCAUGGCAGUAAAGGAUUUGGAAAUUAAAAUACCUAUUGUGGUACGGUUACAAGGUACACGAGUGGAUGAUGCUAAGGCACUGAUAACUGACAGUGGACUUAAAAUUCUUGCUUGUGAUGACUUGGAUGAAGCUGCUAAAAUGGUUGUAAAGCUCUCUGAAAUAGUGAACUUAGCCAAACAGGCCCAGGUGGAUGUGAAAUUUCAGUUGCCGAUCUGAUCUGAGAAUCCAGCGGAUGGCUGAAGGUUUUAAUGUGCUAUAAUCAUUAAAAUACUGUGUUCUGUGUUAUUAUUGUUCCUUUUCUCAUUCAUGUGUGAAGAUUAUAAUUGCCAUCUAGGCAUAAAAACUUUUAAAGCAUUUGGUCUGCAUUGAAUUCUAUUGAGAGUGGGCUGUUUGUAUAAAGAAUGUGUAAUGCAGUUAUCUAGUUUCUUUUGUUGCAGCCUCCUUUUUCACUUCUACAGAAUGCCAUUUGCAGUAUGCCAGUUUAUUUUUGUUGGAUACAACAUUCUUCAUUAAUAUGAGUCCUAUGAAUAAAAUAAAUCUGAAGAUAAAGCUUUAUUCUUUAGUGUUAGAAAUAUAUCUAAUAACUAGCCUUAUUAGUAGAGCAAUGUAUUAAAAGUGUUUUAUAUAAGAAGUGUUUAUCUUCAACACCAAAUUCCUAACUAAAUAUAUCAACCACUAUUUAUAAACAGAGCUUUCAAACACUCCUCAGAAUAUUCUUUUAAAUAUUUCAGUGAAGUAACUUAAUUAUUUGAACAUUAUCUUAAUUGUUACAAAAUACCAAUAACUGCAAGUCUUUAUGAUCCUGUGGUAUUGAGAAGAACCUGUAGGUUUUCACCAAAUAAAGGCAUAUA